Molecule: messenger RNA, 1935 nt
Organism: Harmonia axyridis
Lineage: Eukaryota; Metazoa; Arthropoda; Insecta; Coleoptera; Coccinellidae
Product: probable tubulin polyglutamylase TTLL2
Exons: 12
Coding region: 159-1775 (538 amino acids)
Biological process (GO): microtubule cytoskeleton organization; protein polyglutamylation
Cellular component (GO): cilium
Molecular function (GO): tubulin binding; tubulin-glutamic acid ligase activity
Source: RefSeq, a predicted model, not a curated record
GGCAAUGUGACCAUAAUUAAAAAUAUGCCAUAUUUAUAAAAUUUCAUUUAUGAAAAUAAUGUAUUCUAUACGUCAUUAACCCAGUUGUCAGAUCAUAACUCAAUAGUCGAACUCUAGUAGGAGUAAAUAUAUUUAGAUUAAUUAAGUUUAAUCUAGGUAUGUACGACAACUGCUUCGGAAAUGGACCAUUUUUGUUCAGAUUGAAUGACAAUGGAUGUGGCCCCAAUUUAUUAAGUCAGGUAUGCUUGGAACGUGGAUGGAGAGAAUAUAGUUCAGAAAAUGGGGAAGAAAACUGGAAUUUAUGGUGGAAAACGAACAGCUUCACUGUGGCUCAUACCAAAUCACUUUCAGCAUGGCAGUUCACGAACCACAUACCAAAGGGUUCAGCAAUAUGUAGGAAGGAUAAUUUAGUUAGAUACCUAAGAUGUAUGAAAAGUGUAUACGGUUCAAUUUAUGAUUUUAGUCCAGAUGGUUAUAAUCUACCUUUGGAAUACACGAAGUUAGCAGCUGAAUGCAAUCGGAUAAAAAUCAUGCCCUACGACAAAAAUUGCAACAAAUAUCCAGAAGAUAAGCCAAUCUGGAUAUGUAAACCUGUUUCGAAAAGUCAGGGAAGAGGAAUAUUUUUAUUUCGACGGUUGAGUGAUCUCAACUACGAUAACAACACUAUCGUUCAGAAGUACAUCGAGAAACCCCUUCUGAUCGGUGGUUACAAAUUCGACCUGAGAUUGUAUGUGUGCAUACCAUCGUAUCAUCCAAUGACCAUAUACAUGUACAAAGAGGGCUUGGCUAGGUUCGGAACUGACAAAUUUAACUUGAAGGAUUUGACGAACCCAUUCCGACACCUCACGAACUGCUCCAUAAACAAACUGGGACCAAACUACACGGAAAUGAAGGAUAGGAUAGGAGCUGGUUGUAAAUGGACUUUGAAACACCUGAGGAGAUAUUUCAUCCAAGCCGGUAUUCACGAUUGGCUGUUGUGGCAGAAAAUUUCAAAUCUGGUAAUAUUGACUGUACUCAGCCACGCAACUCAAGUUCCGGAAACGGUCAACUGCUUCGACUUCUUUGGAUUCGACGUCCUCAUCGACGAGGAUUUGAGACCUUGGCUGCUCGAAGUCAAUCUCAGUCCGGCUUUGAGCAACGAUUGCGAUGCAGAUAGAGCCGUGAAGAAACCGAUGUUACAUGAUAUGUUUGAUCUCCUGGGUUUGCCCAUACAUAACACUGGACUUGGCUCUUUUGAUUUAUGGCUGGGCACAGACCAAGGUUCAGAAGGAGAAGAUAAGUCCGAAGAUCUCCAAAAACAAAACCGAUAUUCGAGGACUGAUAUAUCAAAGAAGCGGAAGAAGAAAACACCUAAGAAGACAAAAUCCAGGGGAGCCAAUGCCGCUAAAAUCAGCGCAAGUUUGACCGAUUCCUUCUCGAAGAAGCCUUUAAAUUUGGCCAGACAUACACUUAUCCUCGAUAGUCAUAAGAUGAGAGAUGAGGAAUGGAAGAAAUCUAAAUCGAAAACUUGGGGAAAUGGAACAGACUGGAGCUUUCCGAAGACAUAUGAAGGUGAUUGGAUAAGAAUAUGGCCUAUAAAACCGAUUUCCACCACCUUAAGACAAUUUAUGGAACCUCUCAAGGAAGUUAGAAACGUUGUUAUGGAGGUGUCCAAGUACUCCAAGGUGGCAAAAGAACUCACAAGAAAGCACUCAACGGCCUCUGAUAAAUUUCUGAAUCAACGUCUUGCUGAACAACUAAACAUCACCGGGGAAGUAUGGUUGCCACCAUCAUGAUUCCAGGUUUUCUGCCAGCUGAUAUGAAAUUCAAUUCUGAACUGCCAUUUUCGCCAAAUCUGAUCAGCAUCUUUUACGUAUUUACAAUGCUUUAAACUCGCUCUAUUCGUUUUAUUAUGAAGUAUUCUUCAACAUAUACAUAAACACAUCUUUUUACGAU